Molecule: messenger RNA, 1385 nt
Organism: Eptesicus fuscus (big brown bat)
Lineage: Eukaryota; Metazoa; Chordata; Mammalia; Chiroptera; Vespertilionidae
Gene: GET3
Product: guided entry of tail-anchored proteins factor 3, ATPase
Exons: 8
Coding region: 129-1175 (348 amino acids)
Biological process (GO): post-translational protein targeting to endoplasmic reticulum membrane
Cellular component (GO): GET complex
Molecular function (GO): ATP binding; ATP hydrolysis activity
Source: RefSeq, a predicted model, not a curated record
AAAAACUGGCCGGCGGACCGCGGGCUCCGCUCCGCGGACUUUUACGUUCAGCAAGACUCGGGCGGGCAUUACGGAGACAAGGUGCUUGGCGUGGUGCGCUCCGCUUGAUCACAUGAGCCGGUUUCAAGAUGGCGGCAGGGGUGGCCGGGUGGGGGGUUGAAGCGGAGGAGUUCGAGGAUGCGCCCGAUGUGGAGCCGCUGGAACCCACGCUCAGCAACAUCAUCGAGCAGCGCAGCCUUAAAUGGAUCUUCGUCGGGGGCAAAGGUGGCGUUGGCAAGACCACCUGCAGCUGCAGCCUAGCAGUCCAGCUAUCCAAGGGGCGGGAGAGUGUUCUUAUCAUUUCUACGGACCCAGCCCACAACAUCUCCGAUGCAUUUGACCAGAAGUUCUCCAAGGUGCCCACCAAGGUCAAAGGCUAUGACAACCUCUUUGCCAUGGAGAUUGACCCCAGCCUUGGAGUGGCAGAGCUGCCUGACGAGUUCUUCGAGGAGGACAACAUGUUGAGCAUGGGCAAGAAGAUGAUGCAGGAGGCCAUGAGCGCUUUCCCAGGCAUUGACGAGGCCAUGAGCUAUGCAGAGGUCAUGAGGCUGGUGAAGGGCAUGAACUUCUCAGUGGUGGUGUUUGACACGGCGCCCACGGGUCACACGCUGAGGCUGCUCAACUUCCCCACCAUCGUGGAGCGGGGCCUAGGCCGCCUCAUGCAGAUCAAGAACCAGAUCAGCCCCUUCAUCUCACAGAUGUGCAACAUGCUGGGCCUAGGGGAUAUGAACGCAGACCAGCUGGCCUCCAAGCUGGAAGAGACGCUGCCUGUCAUCCGCUCUGUCAGCGAGCAGUUCAAGGAUCCUGAGCAGACGACUUUCAUCUGUGUGUGCAUCGCCGAGUUCCUGUCUCUGUACGAGACGGAGCGGCUGAUCCAAGAGCUGGCCAAAUGCAAGAUCGACACGCACAACAUCAUCGUCAACCAGCUCGUCUUCCCAGACCCUGAGAAGCCCUGCAAGAUGUGUGAGGCCCGCCAUAAGAUCCAGGCCAAGUACCUGGACCAGAUGGAGGACCUGUAUGAAGACUUCCACAUUGUGAAGCUGCCUCUGCUUCCCCAUGAGGUGCGGGGGGCGGACAAGGUCAACACCUUCUCUGCCCUCCUCCUGGAGCCCUACAAGCCGCCCAGCACCCAGUAGCACUGCUGCCAGCCCCAGCCGCUACCAUUUCCACCCACUCUCCACCCCACCGGGGUAGAGUUUGCACAAAGUCCCCCCCAUAGUACAGGGGGAGCCACUUGAGGUGGGAGGCGGGGAGGGGGUCUGUUCCCCCUGGUGGGGCUGGGGUGGCUGUAGCUACCCCUCACCUCUCCCGCCUCUCGCUUCUCAAUAAAAUGAUCUUAAACUGUG